This is a messenger RNA of Dioszegia hungarica, 720 nucleotides long. RefSeq lists its product as uncharacterized. The record is from RefSeq and is a predicted model, not a curated record. Lineage: Eukaryota; Fungi; Basidiomycota; Tremellomycetes; Tremellales; Bulleribasidiaceae. The transcript has a single exon. Bases 1 to 720 code for a protein of 239 amino acids.
AUGUCAUCCAAGCGCCAGCGUACCUCAGGCGAGGAUUCGUCCGACUCCCCCAUCCUUGACCAGAUCGCCACCCUCACUGCUCCUCAAUCCCACAAGCUCCUCACCAAGCUGCUCCAAGCGUACCCUAGCAGCGAAAUCUUUAUGACCUCCUUCAUCGCAGACGAAAACAGACCUCGCGCGCCGCGGCCCACGGCCGACCCCGAGCACCAAUUCCGCGUCGGACUUUACAAUGUCAAUACAGCUGUCAAGCUCGCGGCGACCUCCCACGUCACUCCGGAAGCCCUCUUGCAGGAGCAGGUCACCGCCAUCAUCCCGGCGCUCAUCAUCGUCGUGGUGGACAUCCACAAUUGCGUCACUCAGCGCGGGUGCGACCUGGACAUGCGCACAGCUGCCAUGUCGACGUUGAUUGAUCUCGUAGAGACACUCAUGGAGGGAGGGGCCAGCGAGGAUUAUGCUCAGGCGCUUAUGGGGCGGAAGGAGGUGAUAGCACACGUGGUGGAUACGAUGAAGCAGACGCUGGAGAUGAAGAAGGUCUGGGAGGACGAGGUGGACGAUUGGUACAGGGAGCUCAAAAAGCUGCACAAGCGUGCAAAGGUGUUCGGGGUGAGGGACUUUUUGGUCUUGAGGCGUCAGAUGCAGGAGGACAUACCAUAUCUGAGUACGACUGCGGUGAACUCGGCGGGCGAGGAUGGCUCGGGUGAUGAGGAUGGGGAAUGGUAG